UGGUCCUACAACAUCUGGCAUGCCACCUCCUACAACUGCAGUGCCACCACCAACUUUAUCUCUUCCAUCUUUAUUACAGACACCACCACCAAAUGUUGGUAUGCCGCCAUGCCAACCAUUAAAUCCCAAUCUCCCCCCUAAUCCUUCUAACUAUCUUUUACCACCCAACAUGCAACCAGCAUCUGUUGUUCCUAGUUCUUCCCAGUUUAUUCCUGGACAGACAUCAACUGUUUCUAAUUAUCCUCAAAAUGCAAACCCAUUUGGAAACCAAAAUCCACCAUUCUAUUUUAUUCAGCAGCCACCACCACUUUCAAACUCUGGUCCGCCUGUUUCAUAUACAGAAAAUGUCCCUGUGCAAACAACUGCUGCUUCUUUACCAGUUCAGACAACUAAUGCAUUGCCUGUGCAGGCUACAACAUCAGUGACUGUUCAGCCCCCUGCACCUGCAGUUAAAGAGGAACCUAAGCCUGUGAAGCUUCCUAAGAACUGGAGGACAGCCACUGAUUCUGAAGGCAAUGUUUAUUAUUAUCACUCAAUUACCAGACAAACACAGUGGGAUCCUCCUGAUGAAAACCAAGUGGAAGAAGAUUCUGCUGAUGAGGAUUCUGAUUCUGAAGAAUCUGAGUCUUCAGAUACACCUACAUAUGAUGAACCUAAAGUGGUUUCAGUUAAGCAUUCUAAAAGAAAGUCAAAGAAAAGAAAAACAACAAAAACAUCCCCAGAUACUAGUGUUUCAUUCCCUGUUCGUCCUGAAAUUGCUAAGAAAAUAAAAGAACUUUUCAGAACAAAGAUGUCAUCUUUUAUUGUCCAUUGCCUGAAUGCUUAUCGGAAACCAGACUGCGCAGUUGGCAGAAUUACAAGCAAUGAAGACUUUAAAUAUUUGGCUAGAAAGCUGACACACUAUACAAUGACCAAAGAACUCAAGCAAUGUAAAAAUGUGGAGGAUUUAGAUUGCAAUGAAACUGUUAUGCACAAGGCAAAAGACUUUAUUAAAAAGUAUAUGGCCAAAUAUGGUUCUCAGUAUUGUAGAAAAGAGAGAGCUUCACCAACUGAAGAGUAAUGACUCAUUUUCUGUCAACAGAAAAACAACUUUAACACUAUAUGUAACUCUUGAAUAAAAUGCAGUUUUCACUGAUUUUAUUUUAAUAUGAAGUACAUCCAAAAAAAGUAAUUUUUCUAUGAGAAAUAUGAUUUUAAUUUUGUAGUCUUGCUGCUGUUGAAAUCAUUUAAAGAAUAGAAAAGAAAAAUUGCUUUGUUUUACUUUUGAAAUGCUUAGUUUUCCAUUCUCAUUCCAUUUUAUUUAUCAGACAAUAUUGCAUAAAAUAAGUUUUGUGAAUAAUCAUUGGUAAAUAUCCCAUAACACAUGCAUUUUGUAAAUAAACUGUGUAUCUAAUGUUCACCUGCAUCAGGUGGAUUGUAACACAUGUGAUGGCAAAAUUGGUUGAAAGCAUGGAACUGGUUCCUUCUUUCAUUCCACAUUUUCUCUGUUGUAAGACAGAUUUAUAGUUGUAAAAUCCCGAUGGUUAUUGUAUGUAGUUGGGAAGGUGGUUAUUUCAGGAUUUUGUUGGUAGAGAAUAAAACCCCAGUUUUAAUUGUUGUAAUAAAUAUAAAAGAAAUCUGUCGUAUAAUCGGAGGAAUUGUGGCUUGAUUUUAUUACCACUUGUCGUACUUCAUUCUUUUUUCUUCCUUAAAUUUCCUUCAUUCGCUGUAGUUUUGUGCAUCAACAUUUGUAUAUAAUCAGAAUAUCACUGUCAGAAUGAUUGAAAUAGAGAAGAACUGAUCAUAUUUGUUUCUUAAUUUUUUUACGGUUUAAAAUCUUGAUCAUGCUGUUUUUAACAUAUUAAUUUAUUACUCGGUUUAAUACUACUACUCUCUCCUUUAGUUCUUUAAUCUGUAGGACUACAAAUACAUAUUUAUUUAUAAAAAAUAAUAAAAAGUUAAAUGGCAAACAAUUUAAUAUGCUUUGGUGUAUAAUAUAUUUCUUUCAGAUAUAGUGUAAUUAAAUUGCAGUUUAUUCAAUGUAGGGACAUUAAGUUCAUUUAAACAUAAAUAAGGUGCUUUAUUAAUAUGUGUCAUUUAAUACAUUUGUAAUUUACAUGCAGGAUUACAUUUUGUAUUUUCUGCUGAAUAUUAAUUGAUUUAAAAUUUAAUGUUUGAGCAUUUCCAGAAAUUUUUGGAGAAGAGCAUUCUAUAAAUUUAUAUCAUUCAUAUAUAUGCAUUUCUUACAUAUACUAAAAGUAUGUUAUAAUUUUGUUUCUAAAUCAUUUUUAAACAUAAUAUUUUUAAUAAAAUGGUGUGAAUAAAAAAAUAAUUCCUGUAACAUUUAAAUAUGUAUUUUUACUGCAUAUGAGUAUGGCAUUUUCUGAAAUCCGUAGUUGUUUUAAUAAUUAAAGGUACAUUGCUGAUAUUGUAAAUCUAACAUCAUUUAUGUUAUUUUUGUCAAUAGCAACUGGAUUAUUUCUGAUGUAAGAGCAGGGUGAAAAAUUAACUCAAAUCAUUAACUGUAUUUUAUAAAAUCAUUAACUCUAUAUUAUAAAAUUGUCAUUCUUUAAAAUUAUUUAAGUCUAUUUUUAGAGGCUGAAUCUUAGAGCAUAAAAUGUGCAGUUUUAGUGGAAACAUUACUGUACAUAACAUUUUUCUACAGAUGUAAUUAAAUAUUUAUUUUAUAUUAAAUUUAAAAUGCAAUUAAGUUGAAUCAGAUUUCAUUUGAGUUUAAUAAUUUGAUUCCCUAUAAUGAAAGAUCGAUUGUAAGCAUACAUUGAUGUAAACAAAAUUUUUAAAGAAAAUUAUGAAUUAUGUGAGUAUAACCAUAAACAUUUAGUAAUUCAAUUCUCUGUUUUUUAUCUGAUGCUUUCAAAUAGAAACCACAUUUUCACUAACCUGUUUUUAUAUUUGAGGGCGGGGUUUUUUUUUUUUUUUUUUUUUUUUUAAACUACUAUAUGUAUAAAAAUUAAUAGCUUUUCAUUCUUUCAUUCCUGUUUAAGAAGAAAUUUGUUAGUAUAAGUCAAUGAAAAGUUUAGAAUAAUUAUAAUUAUAAAAAAUUGAUAUAAUUUAGCUGUUAUCCAUUCUGAAAAAGUACGGAAAUGCGUCUUCUGUUGUUGAUAUUUAAAUUUUAAAAAAUUUAGUUAUUAACUCGUUGAAAUAGAAAUUAUAGAAAUAUCUCCCUCAACUUCCUUGAGUUGUGUUUUAAAUUAAGAAUGGAGACAUAUAUUUAAAAUUAAUUAUUUUUGUUCUUAGUAUAAUAUGCAAUUAUAAUAAUAUGUUACUGUUUUGCUCGUUUAAAAAACAAAUUAUUAUGUUUAAAAAUCAUGGGCAGAACUGUUCUUUAUUUUGAAAAUGAAUAAUAUGCAGUUACGAUAUAAAAAUUUAGGAAUAUAUGAUUCUUAUAUAGUGAUUAGUUUAAAAUAUUUAAUAAGUGCAAUCAUCUUCAAAAUGAUCUUUUUGUCCAAUGUUGUACUUGCUCUUAUACAACUUCUGGAAGUAUUGCUAUAAACAAUUUUUUGCAGCUAUCUGUAAUGCUUCCGUAAGUUUUACCUCCUUUCAUAAUUAACAUUGGUAUUUCUGCAGAUUUGGUAUCAUGGGUGGGAAAAGGGGAAAAUGCAAAAUUUUAUGUUGAAUGAGUAAGCAGGGUAUAGAAGAAUCUACCCAUGAAUUAUACUAAUUCAUGGGUAGAAACUUUGAGAUUAUUUAAAAUUCAGUGAGAAGGGUACAUUUCUAUGAUGUCCGUUUUGACAUAUCUGACACUAUUUAAGAUAUGAUGGACAGAGGAAAGGAAUGACUGAAUUCUUUUGACUACCUACUUGUGUUGUCAUGUAUGAGGACAUUCUCAAACUUUUGGAUCCUAUUGUAUAAAAAAAAAAAAAAAAAUCAGUUACAGAAUUGAAAUAAAAGUUUGUAAGAAGUAGCUUUAAUUAAUUCAUAUUCAUAACUGUUUUUUAUCCAUUAUGUCCAGUACCUGCUGCUUACUAACUCACUUGGCUGAAUUUCAUAGAUAACAACCUGUAUAUUGCAAAUUGUGAUGUCAGCUUGAAACUUAUCUAGUAAGGUAAUAACAACUAAUAUAAUAAUCAGUGCCUAAAGUAAUAAUUAAAAAUUAAUGCUAAAAUUAAACUACUUAUGCAAUUUUGAAAUUUGUUUUUGAACUUUUUAAUUAAAAUAUUUUUAUAAUUACAUGCCUAAUAAAAUUUUUAACUUUUAUAAAGAACUUAUCUAUCUGUGUUAGUUUCAUUUUGUUCAAUAACAUUUUUUCAGUUGUAUUCUAAAGCCAAAUUGCACUUGCAAAAAUUUUAGCAAAAGCUCUUUUAUUGAAGCACUAGAUACCAGAGCAAUAAAUAAUCCAUGUUCCUCAAUAAGUUAAAUGGAUGAACUACUAACGGCUUUGCUAAGUACAAGUAGGAUAUUGGUGCCCUGAAAAAUCAAGUCUUUUUCUCAAUCUGAAUUUUGUAAUUGGAGAAGAUGAAUUUGAUAAUUGGUGUUUUUUCUGUUGAUUACUGUGUUUUGGUUUUGGGGAAUUUGAAUAAAUAAGCAGCUGAUUUUAUUAAAUGGUGCCUUUAAUAAGUUGCAAGUACUGUACAUAUUUUAUUUCAGAAAUGUGUUUCUAUGUUAUAGUUAUAUUGUAAAAGCAAACAAAAUGUAAAAUGAAUUUUUAUAAACUUCUGACAUUAACUUUUUAUCAUAUUUAUAUGAUAAAAAUAUAUUUUGCUAAGAUUACAUAAUAACUUUAUUUUUAAUAAAUAAAGUUAUUAUUAAAAAUAAAGUUUAUUAUGUAGCUAUUAAAAAUAAGUUAUUUAUUAAAAAUAAAGUUAUUAUGUAAUCUUUAAAGCUAUUCUAGUGGUUUGUUUUAGUAUAUAUGAAGGGAUUAAAAAUAUAUUAUUUCUUUUAAUAUCUUUUAUUUUUAUAAUGAAAAUGUUUUAAUGAACAAAGAUUUGCCUGUGUAUUUUACUACAGUGGCUGUAUGAAUUACUAGAAAAAUAAUGAAAAUAUAAUAGGAGAAACAUAUUAGUGAUUAAAAAAGCAGAAUUUUGUUAUGAUUAGUUUCUAAUAGUUUAUUGAAAAGGAAAAAAGUGGUUCUACUUGGCACAAGAGCUUUGGCUUCAAGAAAGUAACACUUAAGCUAACUUAAGCUUAACUUCUAACUUAAGCUUUUUUUUUUUUUUUUUUUUUUUAUCUAAACCCAUCAACUCAUUGGCAUAAUGCAAAAGCAUCAUACUUUCUAGACAUGUGAGGAAUCCUAAAUUUUUUCUUUUCAUCGAGAUUCAAGAUUUGAUGACCUUUCAUGAUUUAUGAAAAAUCCUCAAAUCUUGAAUCUCUUGACUAACUCAUAUAAGCCUUUAAAAAAAAAAAAAAAAAAAA
Molecule: messenger RNA, 5352 nt
Organism: Stegodyphus dumicola
Lineage: Eukaryota; Metazoa; Arthropoda; Arachnida; Araneae; Eresidae
Product: histone-lysine N-methyltransferase SETD2-like
Biological process (GO): regulation of DNA-templated transcription
Cellular component (GO): chromosome; nucleus
Molecular function (GO): protein binding; histone H3K36 methyltransferase activity
Source: RefSeq, a predicted model, not a curated record